AUGCCUUUAAGCAACCCCAAAAUCUCCUCAUUAGCCAGUCUUCUAACCAAUAUCGACCCCAUUUCGUCGGCCAGUUCUCCUCUCCAAGCACGUACCGACCCUAGCCUUCUCAGUCUCAACCCGCCAGUGACCUUCCGCAGACCGGCCAGAAAUCAUAGUGGUCACGAUGCUCAGGCUCAAUAUUGUCGUGUGUAUAACCCUGAGCAACACGAGGAUCAGAGCGCCCAGUUUGUUGACGACAAAGGCUACGAUAGCCUAGAAGAACAGAACGACCAGUCCUCCGACCAAGAGAGCCGUGAUAGUUCCGAAAGCAAGGCCAAAGGAGAGCCUGUGUGGCUCCUGCGACACAUCGACGACGAAGGCGACCCCAGGCAGUGGGCACUCUACAUGUUUGGGAAAGUAUACGAGCUUCGUGUCGUACGGAAUGCACCCUACCGCUACUCAAUCAUUUGUUCUCCACGAUUCGAAGCACACGUCACCGACGGUGUCCGACUAUAUCCGAGAACGGGCUUUCAUCAUAUGAGUCCAGAGAGACUCUGCGUGGGAGGUACUCCUGAGCUUCACAUGACCUACUACCUUGCCGGUUGCUACAUCUGCAUGGUUGGGAAGACACGUUUGACACCAGGUGAGGUUCAGCAAGCUUUUAGCAGGGUCAAGGUCGACUUUGGAGUGUUCAUUGCCACUUUCCUUUGCCAGAGCUUCCUGGACAGGUUUCUUAAGAAGAUCAUUGCACGAAGGGAUCGAACCCCCCGCUGCAAGAAGUCUAUCAGCCAGGUUAUCACAGACAAGCGAUUGACCAGGUUCAACCCCAGGUCGAAGAGAAGACUCCAUGAAAGCCAGGUCAACCAUGGUGGACUGUUUCAAGGUCAAGAGAUACCGGUCUUGGAAUCGCAAACGAAACCAGAUUCUGUGCAAGAUGGCGAUCAGGCGAGACAGGAAGCAUCGCCUUCUACUUGA
Fusarium falciforme is the source of this 957-nucleotide messenger RNA. RefSeq lists its product as hypothetical. Lineage: Eukaryota; Fungi; Ascomycota; Sordariomycetes; Hypocreales; Nectriaceae. The record is from RefSeq and is a predicted model, not a curated record. Bases 1 to 957 code for a protein of 318 amino acids. The transcript has 3 exons.